Laccaria bicolor S238N-H82 is the source of this 1353-nucleotide messenger RNA. RefSeq names its product STE3-like pheromone receptor (gene Lbrcb3). Gene Ontology annotation, biological process: G protein-coupled receptor signaling pathway. The record is from RefSeq and is a predicted model, not a curated record. The coding region runs from base 1 to 1230 and encodes 409 amino acids. Gene Ontology annotation, molecular function: mating-type alpha-factor pheromone receptor activity. The transcript is spliced from 6 exons. Gene Ontology annotation, cellular component: membrane. NCBI's taxonomy places the organism in Eukaryota, Fungi, Basidiomycota, Agaricomycetes, Agaricales, Hydnangiaceae.
AUGCCGACCGACGCAAGCUAUCCCGCAUUCCCAAUCUUUGCUUUCAUCGCAUUCGUUCUCGUCUUGAUCCCUCUCCCCUGGCAUUUCCAAGCCUGGAACUCAGGCACUUGCCUCUUUAUGAUAUGGACUGCCGUUGGGUGCUUGAACCUCUUCAUCAACUCCAUCGUCUGGCGCAACAAUGCCAUUGACUGGGCACCUAUCUGGUGUGAUAUCUCUUCGAGAAUUAUUGUCGGAUUGGCUGUCGCUAUCCCCGCUGCCUCUCUUUGCAUCAAUCGCCGACUCUACAAGAUCGCGUCAUGUCGGACCGUGACGAUAACACGCGCUCAUAAACGACGCGCUGUCAUGGUCGACCUUGCAAUAGGUCUGGGUUUGCCUGCUCUUCAGAUGGCUUUGCAAUUCAUCGUACAAGGCCAUCGUUAUGAUAUAUGGGAAGGGGUUGGCUGUUACCCCACAACCGUGAACACGCCCGCCGCCUAUCCUUUGAGCUUCCUAUGGCCCAUCGUCAUCGGACUCAUUUCCGCCUUUUACUGCAUUCUCACACUACGAGCUUUCAUGCUCCGCCGUGCCCAAUUCGCGCAAUUCGUUUCUUCCACGACAUCUCUGACCAUGAACCGUUAUUUCCGACUAAUGUCCCUUGCGACGCUCGAACUCAUCUUUAAUCUCCCCAUCAAUACCUAUGGUCUCUAUCUCAACAUCACCAGCCGACCAAUCUACCCAUGGAAAAGUUGGUCCGAUAUCCAUUAUGACUGGUUCACCAUCGACACAUUCCCAUCUAUCCUCUGGAGGUCGAAUUCAACGCUUUCUGUCACCUUGGAGUUCAGCAGAUGGUCUGUGGUCUUCUGCGCACUUCUCUUCUUUGGCUUCUUUGGCUUUGCGGAUGAAGCCCGCAAGCAUUACCGUUUGGCGUACUGGGCUAUUGCUAAACGAUUUGGUGUUACCCCACCUCCAUCUUCAUUAGGGGGCAAAGUUAAUCCUGGUUCUGCCAAACCAUCUUUACCAGGCUUCGUCCCCCGCCCCUUGGAGCUGAAGUCCUCCAAGAGCGACUCUUUCAGCUCCUCCGCCUCCACCUUCCGCACAAGUUUCAAUAAAAGCGAUUAUACAACCCCAUCCGACGCGACUCCCAUACAUACGACGUACAAGUCUGCUGAGCUCUCAUUUCCCACUACUCCUACGACUCCUUCGACGAUUUCCGGCAUGGACGCUGUAGAACUUACCACAACCGAAGUCUGAUUCGGUGAUCUGAUCCAUUAUUCACUUUCGUUACGUAAUUAUCUCACUUUGUACUACCCGCUUAAACAAUGGCAUUGUAACAUAAACAAACCGGGAACAAACAAUAGAACUUCGUUUAUUUUU